Silurus meridionalis is the source of this 2196-nucleotide messenger RNA. RefSeq names its product heparanase (gene hpse). Lineage: Eukaryota; Metazoa; Chordata; Actinopteri; Siluriformes; Siluridae. The transcript has 12 exons. Gene Ontology annotation, molecular function: hydrolase activity, acting on glycosyl bonds. Bases 120 to 1742 code for a protein of 540 amino acids. The record is from RefSeq and is a predicted model, not a curated record. Gene Ontology annotation, cellular component: membrane; extracellular matrix.
UAGCCGGUCGUUCUGAGCAGGAAAUAGUGUCCGGGUGCUUCAAACUUGUUACGGUUAAAUAUAUAUUUUAUUGUAUGAUCAGUGUUAAAUAUACAUGAUUAUAUAGGGUAGUUUAGAUAAUGAUAAUGGGACAUCCAGGGUCCGGGAACCGAUCCGCCUUAGUUGCGCGUUUCUUUACUUUUUCUCUUUUACUUUGUAAAACAUUUCUCAUCUCGGCGCUGAAUUUCAAUUCAGUUAAUGUAGAUGUGGAUCUCUUUCGUGUGGCCCGAAAAGUGGAUAAAAGGUUUUUGUCUGUGACUAUAGAUGCGAGUUUGAUGGCGGAGGAGAAGUUCAUGUAUCUUCUGGGGUCUCCAAAACUGAGGACCCUUGCCAAAGCUUUGACGCCUGCAUUUUUACGCUUUGGAGGAACUCAACAAGAUUUUAUGAAGUUUAUACCACCGAGUGAAUUUUAUAUACCAAAAGCUACAGUGGAGAUUCUCGUUCUCAUUCAGCUGCCACCAGUGCUGGAGGAAAAGCUGAAGCGAGACUGGGCGUUACAGGCAUUAUUCUUACGCCAGGAGGAUGUGCAGAGAAAAUACAAGCAAGUAAAGUUUUCUGGGCAUGCAGUGGAUCUGCUUUACUCGUUUGUAAAUUGCUCGGGGUUGGAGUUGAUCUUCGGAUUAAAUGCACUACUACGAACUCCUGAAAAUGUCUGGGAGAGUCAGAAUGCUGAGCUGCUGCUGAAUUACUGCGAGCGACGAAAAUAUAUUAUGUCCUGGGAGCUGGGCAAUGAACCCAACAGUUACGAGAAGAAAGCUGCGAUCAGGCUAACCGGUUCCCAGUUGGGAGAGGAUUUCCUCUAUCUGCGUAACAUCCUGCAGAAAUCAGCACUGUACAAUUCCUCGGGUCUGUACGGACCAGAUGUCAGUCAGCCACGAGACCAUCGCAAAGACCUCCUUACUGGAUUUUUGGAGAGUGGAGCUAAGGCCAUUGAUGCAUGUACCUGGCACCACUAUUAUGUCAAUGGCAGAGAUGCAUCUUUGGAUGAUUUCCUCAAUCCCAAAGUGCUCGAUAUGCUGGCUGUUAAAACAGACAAGGUCCUCAAGAUUGUUCAUUCUCUGUCUCCUGGAAAAAAAGUGUGGCUUGGAGAAACAAGCUCGGCAUAUGGUGGAGGUGCAGCUGGUCUCUCUGACUCUUUUGUUGCUGGUUUUAUGUGGUUGGAUAAACUCGGUCUCUCAGCUAAGCUGGGGUUGGACGUGGUCAUGAGACAGGUGUUAAUUGGCUCUGGGACGUACCACCUUGUGGAUAAUAAUCUUGAGCCACUUCCGGAUUAUUGGCUUUCGCUUUUGUAUAAAAGACUCGUAGGACCUGAAGUGCUGAAAAUACAGGUUCUGCCAAGUUCAACAAAUAAGCAACUUUUACGGGUGUAUCUUCAUUGCACCAACAAAGAAAGUUCCAGUUACAGAAAAGGUGCGGUCACUUUGUUCGCCUUAAACCUGAGCAAAAAGCAAAUGGUUAUCAAGCUGCCGGCACUAAUCUCCAACAGCACAGUGGAAGUAUUUGUGCUUCAGUCAGCUGAGGCAGGCAUAGAUGGCCUCCGCUCCAGGUCUGUCAGGAUGAACGGUGAUGUGCUGAAGAUGGUAGAUGAAAGAACUCUUCCACCACUGCAGGGAGUUGAACUUCCUCCUGUGGAACAUCUCAACCUUCCAGCUCUAUCCUUUGCAUUUUACGUGCUGAAACAAGCUGCUUCUCCUGUGUGCUGAGGAUUUUAUUCUGAAAGUUUACUGAAAAUUUUGACUUGAAUCUAAAAAUUGCACUGGUAAUAUUUAUUUAUUUUGAUUUAUAUGUUACCUUGAUAUAUAUAUACAAACAAGGUAGCAUCAGCAGAAUACAGAACAUCAUGCAAGUUCUGCUAAUACUCAAAUAUCAGAUUGGAGGAAAACAUGACCUAAGUGACUGUUGACUGUGGCGUGUUUUUUAUGCCAGUAGGAUUGUUUCUUCUGAGAUUAUCACGCACUGCUGAUUCUUAGUUACACCUCAAAUAAUUAUUUUUGAUACAAGUGAAAGUGAAGCUGCUUUUUUGCUCUGUCUUGUGCAAUAUUAAUGAUUUUUUUUAAUUGUGUUGAUGUCAAAAUGAGCCCAGAUGGAAUUCUAUUUUACUUACCAAAUUACAAGGAUUUAUUAUACUAUUAAAUGAAAUAUUUUGCAUCAAAAUCA